AUGUGCGCUAAUGCAAUGUUCAUUCUGACCAACGAAACAAUCUAUCGUGUUACUAUGGAAACAAUCGAUAACACCAAGAAGGCUUUGAAAAAGGUCAUCCGCCAUGGAGCCGGAAUAUUCACCACGGAAAAAAGAACCACCAAACUUCUCGAAUCAUAUGCGCAACACCAGAAAGCCUACGACUCGAUGAUGUUCAAAAUGGAGAUUGCAAUGAUGCCUUCCAGAGCCCUCAAUGUUAUCAACACCUGGCUCGAGGACACACUCGGAGACCAGGAUCCGGCCGCCGUGCUGAUAUGUGAGAAUCAUCUGUACAGUUCACGCAUCGUCGACUGUGGAAUGGACUGCCCCUGCAUGGCGACUUCGGUUUAA
Caenorhabditis briggsae is the source of this 369-nucleotide messenger RNA. NCBI's taxonomy places the organism in Eukaryota, Metazoa, Nematoda, Chromadorea, Rhabditida, Rhabditidae. The record is from RefSeq and is a predicted model, not a curated record. The transcript is spliced from 3 exons. Bases 1 to 369 code for a protein of 122 amino acids.